AUGACUGUGAAGGAAGAAGCGACCGGGGCAGGCUCACCUGGGGGAGGUGCAGGUGCCUCUAGAGCAGGUGCAUCUGUGGACCUGACGUGCGAGGAGGACGAAUUGAAACUGAGCCUGGAUGCUGCAGAGGAGACUGAGGGUGGGGGGGCAGUAGCAGGAGCAGGAGGAGGAAAGGGAGGCGCAGUCAAGCAAGCAACAUUGACAAACGACCCUAACCCCGCAGGGCACAGCGACACGGUGAUGCAGCUGCAGUACGCGGGAGGCAACGGGCCGCUGGGCUUUGGAUACAAGAUGGUUCCGCGCAGCGCUUCAAUCACCACCACCCCCUCCUCCCUCCCCUCCCUGGGCGCUGGCGCUUCAUCAGCACCAGGUUCCGCCUCAGCUGCUGCUGCUGCUGCUGCUGCACAAGCGGCACGGGGAGCGGGCGACAUGGGCGGGUUUAUGGAUGAUAUGGAGGAGGAUGAUGAGGAGGAUAUGAUGGGGGGUGGAUCAGGGUACAGCCGCAAGCGGGGGUUUGUGCAGAACGCUGCGGCGUCGGCAGCGAGGAAGCGGCGGCACGACAUGAACCACCGCGUCAAGCGCCUGCUGAACCUCGUGCCCGUCUCCAAUAAGAGAGACACGGCAGCCAUGCUGCUGGAGGUGAUACAGCUAGUGCAGUCCACCAUCGCUCAGAUUAAGGUACGCACAACCAUCCAUUCUUGUCUCGUCUGCUGA
Messenger RNA from Closterium sp. NIES-65, 714 nucleotides. Lineage: Eukaryota; Viridiplantae; Streptophyta; Zygnematophyceae; Desmidiales; Closteriaceae. The record is from the annotation of a GenBank genome assembly.